AUGGCACGCAAAUGUGUGCUGGCGACUUCACAACUAAAUCAGUGGGUGCUCGACUGCGAUGGAAACCGCGACCGCAUCAUCAAAGCUAUCAAGGACGCCAAAGCCGCAGAAGCUACCCUCAUCCUGACGCCAGAGCUGUGUAUCCCAGGAUAUGGGCUGCUCGAUCACUUCCUGGAGAGCGACGUGUACGAGAAUUCGUGGUUUGUCCUUUCUGAGAUUAUGACGCAUCUAGACUGCCAGGAGAUCAUCAUCGACCUCGGUCUUCCUAUCCAGCACCGCUACUGCAGCUACAAUGCACGCGUUAUCGCUCUCAACGGCGAGAUCCUGGCCAUAAGACCGAAGCUGGAUCUCUGCAACGAUGGGAACUAUCGGGAAAUGCACCAUUUCUCGCCGUGGCCAAGAGGGCGGGUGGAGGACUAUACGCUACCUGAGGUGAUUCAAGACCUGCCAAAGAGACAGAGAAGAUGCCGCAUCGGGGAGGUGGCCUUCGAGACGUUCGAUGCUUCCUUCGUCUCGGAGACUUGCGAGGAGCUCUGGACCCCAAAUUCGCCACACAUAGGCUACAUCAUUCGGAACUACGUAAACUCCACAAGCGUCAACUUGAUAAAGGGAGCGACGGAGACUGGUGGUGUUUACAUGUAUUCGAAUCAGCGUGGCGGCGAUGGGGACCGGCUAUACUACGACGGCUGCGCCAUGAUAGUGAAUUCCGGUAGCAUACUUGCGCAAGGCUCGCAAUUCUCGCUGCGAGAUGUCGAAGUGCAGACGGCUGUGGUGGACCUCAAUACCAUAUGGCAAUUCCGGACCUCGAGGAGCAGAGGUAUGCAGGCGAACGAGCCCGCCGUACGCGAGCUCGAGCGCAUACAGGUCGACUUCCGCCUCUGCAGGAAAGGGGGUACAUUUGGCAUGGCGAUGGAACCAACGAUUCCCAGAGAGCCCAGGUACCAUCUGCCUGAGGAGGAGAUCGCUCGUGGGCCAGCUUGUUACAUGUGGGACUACUUGCGCCGCUCGGGCGCCGCAGGGUACAUCGUGCCUCUCAGUGGAGGCAUUGACAGCUGUGCGACCGCAACGAUUACCUACAGCAUGUGCCUGAUGGUUGCGGACGAGAUCAAGGCAGGAGACGAGGAUGUGAUCGCUGAUGCGCAGCGAUUGUGCGGCAAAGAUAACGUGCAUGGUAUCUCCGCACGAGCAUUCUGCAACAAGAUCUUCACGACUGUCUUCAUGGGCAUGAAACAACAAUCAUCCAAGGAGACCCACGCUCGCGCAAAAGACCUAGCCGAGGCGAUUGGCGCACACCAUAUUAAUACCAACAUCGACGACAUGGUGAAAGCACUAUCAGGGACCGUCACGGGCAUCCUCGACUUCGAGCCGAAGUUCACGGUACAUGGCGGCUCAAAGGCUGAGAACCUCGCGCUGCAAAACUUCCAGUCCAGAUCACGGAUGGUGCUUACUUACGGUCUUGGCCAGCUCGUUCCGGUGCAGCGAGCCGUCCCAGGCAACCUGCUGGUCCUCGGCUCGGCGAAUGUGGACGAAUGUUUACGUGGUUAUCUCACCAAGUACGACUGCUCCUCGGCGGAUAUCAAUCCCAUAGGAGGUAUUUCCAAGACGGACCUCAAACGCUUCACCAAGUGGGCAGAGACCGCUUUCGACUUGCCCAUUCUACAGCAGUUCCUUGACGCCGUGCCAACAGCUGAGCUUGAGCCAAUUACCGAAGACUACGUCCAGAGCGAUCAAGCCGAUAUGGGCUUCACCUACGAUGAGCUCUCCGACCUCGGCGGGCUACGGAAAGUCGAGAAGAUGGGCAUGGUGAGCAUGUUCGAGAAGCUUGUGGUGGACUGGAAAGACCGGAUGGAACCACGCAAGGUGUAUGAGAAGGUCCGGAGCUUCUUCUACUACUACGCGGCCAACAGGCACGAGAUGACGACGAUGACUCCGGCCUUGUAUAUGGAGUCUUACACACCAGACGAUAAUAGAUUCGACCUGCGGCCGUUCCUUUACCCGAAGUUCACCUUCGAGCACAGACGAAUCGAGGCUAUGCUGGAGAAGAUGGAAAAGGGGCAGACGAAAGGCCUGUGA
Messenger RNA from Anthostomella pinea, 2073 nucleotides. Lineage: Eukaryota; Fungi; Ascomycota; Sordariomycetes; Xylariales; Xylariaceae. The record is from the annotation of a GenBank genome assembly.